AUGGCCAGAUCCAACAUCAGAAAGUACAAGUACUCCAGAGGAUGUCUAAUCCCCAUCUCCAGAAAGAAAUCACAUUGCAGCUGCGAUUCUGGCCAUAGAAACUAUUCUCUCUACGUGAACAGGGUCCUGAAGGAGGUUGUUCCCCACAGGGGCAUGUCAUCUUGCACCUUGGAGGUCAUGAACACCUUGAUCAACGACAUGUUCGAGCGCAUUGCCGUGGAAGCCUGCAACAUGAUGUAUUUCAGAAACCGCUGCACCCUCACCCCGGAAGAUAUCCAGAAGGCAGUGUAUUUGCUGUUGCCCGGGAAACUAGCCAAGCACGCCGUGACUUUUGGGAGCGAAGCGGUCCACAGAUUCUUCCACUACUAA
Molecule: messenger RNA, 369 nt
Organism: Lepus europaeus (European hare)
Lineage: Eukaryota; Metazoa; Chordata; Mammalia; Lagomorpha; Leporidae
Product: histone H2B subacrosomal variant-like
Exons: 1
Coding region: 1-369 (122 amino acids)
Biological process (GO): nucleosome assembly
Cellular component (GO): nucleosome
Molecular function (GO): structural constituent of chromatin; protein heterodimerization activity; DNA binding
Source: RefSeq, a predicted model, not a curated record